CGAGAGGGUCGCUGAAUUAACCCUUUAGGGAAAAUUCUCCGAGUUUUCAUGAACUCCGCUAUUUAUGGAGGAAAACAUGAAGACGAUAAAACAUGACUUGCUUCCUUCCAAACAACAACCACUGUUUUUCAACUCUACAUAUCUACCGCUGUACAUGCAGCCACAAAUAAGAGUGCAAAGUAUGGUAGAGAUGAAAGCCCAGACGAAAAAAAAGAGAAGAACUCCGAUGUCCUGCAUCAGGUGCCGUCAGAAGAAGAUAAAAUGUGAUCGCACAAAGCCCAUCUGCUUACGAUGUAUUAACUCUAACACCAAAUGCGAAUAUGAUUCACCAUUGCUUUGGUCAGAUACGUCGGAGAUAAACUUGAAACGGGGAAAGAACAAUGCCAUUACCUUUGUUUCCUCCCUAGACUAUCCAAGUAAGAAAUCCGAAAGCACAUCAAUCCCUCGGUUAAAUGUGACUCAGAAUGUUUUGACCUUCGACAAAGCUGAAACUACUGAGGAUCCGAAUAACUUUACACUGGCAGCCACUGAAUGGUCGCAGCAAAUGCCACCCCCUCUAUCACUUCCAACUCCUACAUCUCUCAAUGAAAAUAUGAUAAAAGAGGGUCCCGUAUCUGAAAGCGCAUUAGUCAGUAAACUUACAGAGAGGGAAUACUUGAAAAAGCGCUUGUUGGAGCUUGAGAAGGACAUCACAAAAGCUUCCGACUGCUUUUCGAUGGUGAUAGGUGAUAAUAAUGAGAACCUAACUGUUUUCAGAAGCAAGCGUGAUUCACGAUUCAUGUGCUUGGGCACUUUUGUUAAUACUAGUGUUUGGAAACGUGAUCCAUUGAUGUGUAAUUUUUUCAAAAAGUUUUUUUCUAAGAAGAAAAACUCUAAAUACCAUGCCACAUCCAUUAAAAGAAAUAACAUUGUUCAGAAAUACUGUUCAGACUCUAGCAAAAACUGUCCAUCAUUCAAACUCUUUGAAUUUUUAAAUACGCAAUUGACAACCAAAAAGCAAGAAGCAAAAUUUUUGGAUAAGCCGAAGUUCAUUCAACAGAUUGAGCAGAUACUUCCACCCUGCGAUGUAAUACAAUUUCACAUCGAACAUUUCAUGAAAUACCUAUACCCGUUCAUACCGGUCGUCGAUGAGCACAUUUUUCGAAUGAAUAUCUCCAAAAUUUUACAGUAUCCCACUCUGAGUGAUGUGCCAGAAAAUUCGACUGGUGUCAAGGUCUGCAUAAAUUCAAAGUCAGAUGGUCUGAGGAUUUCGAUUCUCCUUUUGAUGAUGCGUCUCUCAUAUCUUUCAGUUUUUCUUGAAAUUGAAUUGACGAAUCGAAAUCCUUCAUUUCCUGAGCAACGUAUUCUAGCUUACCCCAUUGGACCUGCUAUUGUGUCUCUAAUUCAAUAUGCAUUGCAAAAUACUAAUUUUUUAAGAAAGACGUCCGCUGAAACCUUGCAGUUGCUCCUAUUGUAUAGGUUUUACCAAGUCCGAACAUGCGAAGAUGGUGAUGGGUUCAUGGGAUCUGAUGGCACCGUAAUGACAGGUUUGAUAGUUGCAACCGCUAAGGCUGUAGGGCUUGAUCAGCAUUUUGAUGAAAACAUAUUCACACAAGGCACUCCUGCAGAAGAGAAGUACAACCAUCUCCCCAAAAAUAAGCUAGCCAAGAUGGAAGAAAAUGGUAUACUAGACCAAAAUAAGUUUCUUCCUCCUGAGCUUCAAAUGAACUUGUUGACUCGAGGCCCUAGAGUAUUCAAUCAACUGUGGAAGAAACUGUGGUGGGCAUCCCUACAGAGCGAUUUGAAUCACUCCAUGAUUUAUGGAUCGGCUCCCCAAUUUGAUCACGAUCCUGAAAAAAACAGAACAGUUCUCAUGCGUGAACCACCAGCUAUACCAGUUAUUGGAAAUGUUACACAGCUUCAAACGUAG
Pichia membranifaciens NRRL Y-2026 is the source of this 1909-nucleotide messenger RNA. RefSeq lists its product as hypothetical. Lineage: Eukaryota; Fungi; Ascomycota; Pichiomycetes; Pichiales; Pichiaceae. Bases 65 to 1909 code for a protein of 614 amino acids. Gene Ontology annotation, molecular function: DNA-binding transcription factor activity, RNA polymerase II-specific; zinc ion binding. The transcript is spliced from 2 exons. Gene Ontology annotation, biological process: regulation of DNA-templated transcription. The record is from RefSeq and is a predicted model, not a curated record.